CUUUGUCGUCCGUCACCUCUCGAAUGCUGUGGGUGCUCGACGACGAACUGUGGAAGGCCGUCGGGCUCUUCUUCUGGGUGAAUGGCGGAUUUGUCGUCGUCUUCUUCAUCGUGGUCGUCUUUAUCAACAUCUUGACGCGGCGACUGCAGCGCGCCAAGGAGCUCAACGCUGCUGCCGCCACGCGCGCGUCCUCGUCCGGCGCAUCUGGAUCUUCUUCCCCCUCUGCUGCUGCUGCGGCGGCGGCUUCGGUGCCACAUGCUGCAGCAGUACCAGCAACAGAGCAGCAAAGUGCAGUCGUGGACAACGACGACAGCGCGGCUUCACCAGCCACCAAGCCAAAGCGACGCAGCAAGCUCGACUAGAACGUGUGCGCCAGUGUGUUUGUCCUAACCAAGCUCUCUCACCUCCCCUCCCAAUUGUACAUUAAUAAAAACCUCUAGUUUUUUUGCC
Messenger RNA from Capsaspora owczarzaki ATCC 30864, 450 nucleotides. RefSeq lists its product as hypothetical. Lineage: Eukaryota; Filasterea; Ministeriida; Capsasporidae. The record is from RefSeq and is a predicted model, not a curated record. The transcript has a single exon. The coding region runs from base 24 to 362 and encodes 112 amino acids.